AUGGAAGAUGAUUGUAAGUAUCCGGAUAUAUUUUCUAAUGAGGACUUUGUUCAAAGAAGACUAAGCACAUUUGAAGACGUUCAAGUAUGCAUUUCUUUACUUAAAGAAGUUUUGGAGUACCGUAAAAAAAAUAUAAGCAGCUGGAUUGUAGAAAGUAAAGUAAAACAACUAUGUAGUUUUUACAAAUGUUUAAUUAAAAAUCAUAGAAAUGAAUUUAUUCAAGUUUUAUCCAAAGAUUAUGCCGUCAAUCAUUAUAAAGUAUUUCAACUUUCCGAAACAUUAGCAAAAUGCAGUAAUAUAUCUGAAAGUGAUGCUAAAUCUGAUGCUAAAAUUUUAAAAAAUGAAGAUCAACUUAGAACAAUUCUUACACCUCAAUAUUCAUGGCUUUUUUUGAAUAUUGGAAAACUUGAGAAAGGAGUCAAAUUCUUAGUCGACCUUAGGACUGAUGUAUUGGAACUAAUCGCUGAAAAAAAUUCGGAAGUUGAUAGUACAGUAGAACUGCAGCAACUAAAUUCAACCUUAAGAGAUUUGCUAUCUUUAUGGUUUUCAAUAGGUUUUUUACAACUUCAAAGAGUUACUUGGAAUUCACCAUGUGAGAUGCUUCAAAAAAUUUCUGAGUAUGAAGCUGUUCAUCCAGUAAGAAGCUGGACAGAUCUUAAAAGAAGGGUUGGUCCUUAUAGAAGAUGCUUUGUUUUUCUUCAUGGUAGUAUGCCUGGUGAACCAAUUGUGGUUUUGCACACUGCUUUGUGCGAUGAAAUCGCUUCAAGCAUGUCUGGCAUAGAGGAGGAUGCGACAUGUGUUAAAGCUGCUGUGUUUUAUUCCAUAAGUUCAACCCAAAAAGGAUUGCAAGGAAUAGAACUAGGGAAUUAUUUAAUUAAAAGUGUUGUUCAUGAAUUGCAAAUUGAAUUUCCUCAAAUGACUCAAUUUUCUAGUUUGUCCCCUAUUCCUAAUUUUAAAACAUGGCUGAUAGACAAAGUAAAAUUUGCAGAAAAAGGUUCAAAUGACAUUUUACUACAUGAUGAAAUAAUUACUUUAAAAAAACAUCUAAAUUCUUCAUCGGACUUUUGGAAAGAUUUUAAAAAAAUUUUACUUUCGAAUGCUUGGGCAGAAGAUAAAAAUUUAGUUUCGCUUCUAGAGAAACCAUUGAUGAGGCUUUGUGCUCGAUAUCUAUUUAUUGAAAAGAGAAGAGGUUAUGCUUUUGAUAGUGUGGCAAACUUUCAUUUGAAAAAUGGUGCAGUUUUAUGGAGAUUAAACUGGUCUGCUGAUCUUUCUCCUAGAGGUUUAGGAAAUUCUUGCAGUAUGAUGGUGAAUUACAGAUAUUUUUUAGAAGAUACUGAAUCCAAUAGUAGAGCUUACUUAGAAAAUUUUAGUAUUCCAGCAUCUGAACAAAUAUUAAAUUUAGCUGAACAAGCUAAACAAAAAAUAGUAUGCAAUAGUGACAGUUGGAAAUAUUUAUGA
Molecule: messenger RNA, 1458 nt
Organism: Pediculus humanus corporis (human body louse)
Lineage: Eukaryota; Metazoa; Arthropoda; Insecta; Psocodea; Pediculidae
Product: malonyl-CoA decarboxylase, putative
Exons: 8
Coding region: 1-1458 (485 amino acids)
Biological process (GO): positive regulation of fatty acid oxidation; fatty acid biosynthetic process; acetyl-CoA biosynthetic process
Cellular component (GO): peroxisomal matrix; mitochondrial matrix
Molecular function (GO): malonyl-CoA decarboxylase activity
Source: RefSeq, a predicted model, not a curated record